UUGUUAAUGUUGUGUGGACAGGAUUUAUCUCACUGGGAGUUUCAGGACAGCAGAGGAAGCUGCUGCUCAAGUUUAAUCUGUUAAGUUUUAACAUAGACACUUAAAUUUUAUUUCCAACUGAACAACUAUUUUUCCAAAUUCAGGAAAGUGAAUUUGAAGUGACUUCAAGGCUACAACAGUGCCACUAAGAUGCAAAAACAAGUGGAGGUCAGGAUGGAUGAAAACCAUCUGGAGACCAUUGUGGACGAGCCCGAGAGUGCAUGUAGCUCUUUCUGUGAUAAAAUCAUGAAGAACAUGGUUCUGACUCUAACCAUUCUAGGUGUGUUUCUGGGCUCCAUAUCUGGAAUGCUGCUGCGGCACAUAUCGCCUCUCCCUGCUGAUGUCGUUAUGAUCAUCGCUUUCCCAGGGGAGGUCCUAAUGAGGAUGCUGAAGAUGCUUAUUUUGCCUCUAGUUGUAUCCAGUCUGGUCACAGGACUUGCCGGUUUGGACGCCAAAUCCAGCGGUCGUCUAGGCACCAGAGCCAUGGUCUACUACAUGUCCACAACUGUCAUUGCUGCUGUUCUGGGGGUCAUCCUUGUGCUGCUCAUCCAUCCCGGUAACCCUAAGCUGAAGGCCAAUCUCGGACAAGGAAAAAAGAAUGACGAGGUGUCCAGCGUAGAUGCCUUUUUUGACCUCAUCCGGAAUCUGUUCCCAGAAAAUUUGGUGCAAGCCUGUUUCCAGCAGGUGUGUGUUUCACUGAGUUUGUGUUCUCUGUUGAAAUUUGUUUGGGUUCUUAGCGCAUCUCGUUAUUUUCUUCUGACUGUUUCUCAGGUUCAGACUGUCACCUCCAAAGUACAAGUGCCAACUAACAACACAAGGGCACCCCCGCAGUUCACAGUUAAAAGAUCACUUCAGUUCAAGGGUGGAAUGAAUGUCCUGGGUCUGAUUGGAUUCUUUGUCGCUUUUGGUGUAAUUAUGGGGAAAAUGGGAGAAAAGGCCAGGCUCAUGUUGGACUUUUUUAAUGUGUUGAACGAGAUUGUGAUGAAGCUUGUUCAUGCUAUUAUGUGGUACUCCCCUCUGGGAAUCGCCUGCCUCAUCUGUGGAAAGAUCAUCUCCAUUGCUGAUUUGGAGGUGGUGGCGAGGCAGCUGGGCAUGUACAUGAUCACCGUGAUUGUCGGCCUCAUCAUUCACGGAGGCAUCUUCCUUCCCUUGAUAUAUUUUGUAAUAGUAAAAAAGAAUCCCUUCAAGUUCUUUAUGGGACUAUUCCAGGCAUGGGUGACCGCACUGGGAACAGCCUCCAGUGCUGGCACCUUGCCUGUCACAUUCCGUUGUUUGGAGGAGAACCUGGGCAUUGACAAAAGAGUAACGCGGUUUGUCCUCCCAGUGGGGGCCACCAUUAACAUGGACGGCACAGCGCUCUAUGAGGCCGUGGCUGCCAUCUUCAUCGCACAGAUGAACGGAAUUGAACUUGACUGGAGCCAGGUCAUUACUGUCAGUAUGACAGCAACACUGGCCAGUGUUGGAGCAGCCAGUAUACCCAGUGCUGGACUUGUGACCAUGGUUCUGAUCCUGACUGCAGUCGGACUGCCCACGCAAGAUAUCAGCCUGCUGGUGGCUGUUGACUGGCUGCUGGACCGUUUUCGUACCUCUGUCAACGUGGUCGGAGACUCGUACGGAGCAGGCAUUGUUUACCACCUGUCCAAACAUGAGCUGGACUCAUUUGAUGCCCAGCAGACCCGCAUGGAUGAGUAUGAGAUGGAAAAGUCACAGUCCUACUACGAAAAUAACACCAACCACAAUGUAUACACUCAUCACAACUCCAUCUUGAUAGACGACUGCAAGGUACAUUUCACCCUAACGGACAUAGAGACCUGUAUGUAGAGGAUUCUCCCUGUUCUUCUGUGCUUGUGUGUUUUUUUCUAUCUGUGUUUUUUAUGUGAUUUCCUUCAUAUUCCUUUAUAUGGAUUAGUGACUAUGUAUGUGAUGUAUUCAAAUUCUCAUCUGAAAGAGCAGUUUUUUGUGAUGCCACAUCAAAAAGGAAACAAUUUCUUUUUGUAUUCAAUACAUUUGAAAUCCAUAUGAAACUCUUCCCUAAAUGACAGUUCAGAUUUGUCUUGUUGUAAUUUUAUUUCACAUUCCUUUGUUGUGUUUGAUUUUAAUUUAUUUUACUGUUAAUUUCUUUAUACUCAAUUGGACACGUAUUUGUGGCAGCCCUGACCAACUUACAAUAUUUCAGCCCAGCCAUUUUUCAGUUUUGUUGUUUGUGCUAUGCACAAAGACUGCUAUUUCAAGAUGACUUAUUCAAAGUGGCACAUUAGUUAAUGCCAUGCCGCUAUCAUAUUCUUUCCAUUAAUAGUGUAGUUAGCUGUUAGCUAAUUUUUUUAUUUAUAAAAAAAAAAACUUUUGUUACAUUUCUGCAUGUUAAAAAAAUGUUUUUGAGUCGAAAUGUGGUCAUUUAGUGAAUGACCAGUAUUGUAAUUUGGUUGGGCAGAGAAUCCAUAAAAUACAUGACCAACUUUCAUAAUAAACAGUCAGUAACUGCAUUUAUGUCUGUACACAAUUAUAAAUAAAAACAAUCAAAACUCACAAACUAAACUCAGGCCAGUAAAUGGCUUCUCUGCCCCCCCAACUUCUGACAGUGUGUAACUGUUGGUGCCUUGGAUUCCGUAGUUAGAUGCUUUUGAUAAUUGCUUUCAGGUAACCAUGGAAAAAAAUGGCAAGGCUGCAGAGUUCUCUUUUGUUGAGGAGGAACCAUGGAAGUGCGAGUAAAGCAGAUUCUGAUGCUGCUGCUUCGCCUUAUCCUGGGUUCUACCGUCAUUUUACUUUCUGCUGACACAGCAGAAAAAAAACACCUCCCAAAAAAACAUUAAAGAGUAAAUACUGCAAGACCCAACAGUGGGCAAGUCUUUUCACUCCUUCUGGAUUCGACCAAAUUCAUUUCUUCACUAUCGGACAAAUAAAUGUGUAUAAACCUGUGUAAGCUUUCUGUUAUCACUCAGAAUAAAAUCCGUCUGAUUCGUUAGAGCCUUACCUGCUGCUGCUGCUUCUGUUUCACGCAUGAGAAUACAAAGUGUAAAUGAGAUGCACUGACGCUGGUACUAUGAUGCAUGUGCAGGAAGGUUAAAUACUGCAUCACCUUUCACUGAGUCAGGAGAUUACACUAAGUUACAUGUGCCAGCUCAAGUCUAAAAAAGCAAAAGCUAAGGGCUUAGACCAUAAGACAGGAUGGGGGGUGGGGUUCUGAAUGUUCUCACAAACAGGUGCCCUCCCCCAUAUCAUUACAUUAUCCUGUGUACAGGCCCAUGGUGUGAGGCAACAUUUCUGUUUGGAGGAAAAUUAAAUAUAUAAAUAAAUGACUAAACACUGUGACGUGUUAAUUGCAAACCCUGCCUUGAACGUGUCAGUAACAGAUUGCAGUGAUUAAUAUUUCUAGAUAAAUGUGUUCAUAAUUAUCACAUUCAGGGUUAAUAUUUUAGCUGA
Cynoglossus semilaevis (tongue sole) is the source of this 3459-nucleotide messenger RNA. RefSeq names its product excitatory amino acid transporter 2-like. Lineage: Eukaryota; Metazoa; Chordata; Actinopteri; Pleuronectiformes; Cynoglossidae. Bases 190 to 1860 code for a protein of 556 amino acids. Gene Ontology annotation, cellular component: plasma membrane. Gene Ontology annotation, molecular function: neutral L-amino acid transmembrane transporter activity; glutamate:sodium symporter activity; L-glutamate transmembrane transporter activity. Gene Ontology annotation, biological process: L-glutamate import across plasma membrane; L-aspartate transmembrane transport. The transcript is spliced from 9 exons. The record is from RefSeq and is a predicted model, not a curated record.